CCCUCUGGUAGACAGCUCCUCCAUGGACAGCAGCUCUAAACUGAGCAAAGUUUCAGGAUCUCGGGGGUUUUAUUGAGCUGGCAGAGCCUCUGUCAGGACCCCAGUCUCAGUGUCUUCAUGACGGUUGCUGACGGAGACUCUCUAGCGCUCAUCAUGCCUGUCCGAGCAGAGAGCUGCAGCUCCACCGGCGCGGCCUGCUCAUCCUCGGCCUCGCUUACUCCCGCUGCCCCGAUCAACACCUACCAGCCCGGCGUGGCCACGUCGCUGCUCUACAGCGGCUCUCAGUUUCGGGGUUAUCAGAAGAGCAAAGGCAACUCCUACGACGUGGAGGUUGUUCUGCAGCAUGUGACUGUGGAGGACUCAUAUUUGUGUGGAUACCUGAAGAUCAAAGGCCUGACUGAGGAGUAUCCCACUCUCACGACAUUCUUCGCUGGUGAAAUUAUCAGUCGAAAACGGCCUUUUUUAACCAGGAAGUGGGACGCGGAUGAGGACGUGGACAGAAAGCACUGGGGCAAGUUCCAGCCUUUUUGCAAAUAUGCCAAAAGCUUCAAUUCGGAUGAGUUUGACUAUGAAGCGCUGGACAACAGCGAUUACGUCUUCAUGCGGUGGAAGGAGCAGUUUCUAGUUCCAGACCACACUAUCAAAGACAUUAGUGGUGCUUCCUUCGCUGGCUUCUAUUACAUCUGUUUCCAGAAGUCCACAGCCACUAUCGAGGGGUAUUAUUACCAUCGGAGCUCAGAAUGGUACCAGUCUCUAAACCUGAACCAUGUUCGAGAGCACAGUAUGCCUAUUUAUGAGUUUCGGUGACGAACGCACACACGAGCAUCGAGUCGAGGAGGGGACGGUUCGUACUGCCCCGUGGUUAAAUGGGACGGGAACAACGGAGGGCCCUUUAGUGCCAAGAUCGGAGCAGACCCGUUUUCCCCGCUGCAGGGAAAUAAAACGUGGUCACUCCGAUGGCGACUGAAAGAAAGAAGGCACAGACAUGGAAGAGUUGACAAGAAGAUCAGUGACAGAUGGACGGUUCUUACAGUCACUGUAGAGCUCAUGUUUACCUCGGAUUUAAUUUUUACUUGUAUUUUGUCCUUUAUUUUGGGGGGUCUGUUUUUAUUUGACUUUUGUGCGACCCGAUUUCUUAGCGCUCUGAUUGGUCUUCUCGUUGUUGGACAUUGAAAUAUGUUCCUGUUUUCCUUCAGUGGAGAAACAUAAUUGCCUUUCAGCUAAACGUUGCAAAAGGGGGAAUACAUUUGUGAGAAGAAUUCCGUUCAGUAAAGCUUUUACAUCACUUGGACGCCCUGAAUAUGAUGGGGGGGGUUAUUGCCAAAAGGUUGCAAAAGUAGCAGUGAUCUGUUUUUUUUAUGCAAGAUCUGUAAGAGUGUGAGUUGUGGUCUGUUGCUCAGGGAUGGUGGGUUUGGGCAAUACGUAUUGAAAUAACUGAAAAACCAACAGCUGGAUGUGGGCUGAGUUAUAGGAUUACGCCGAUGUUGACCUCCGAACAGCUCAUUAAUAACCAAUAACCAAUCAUCAUUUCACAGCUGUCUCAACAACUCGACAAAAAAAGUCUUCACAUCAAAAUCGUCUCUAUGCAAGCCAAAGCUCACUAAUAGGUAGGAUUAGCAACUCAUUUAUUUUAUCUUCAGAUGAUUUAUCUUCCAGAGUGAUUUAUUUAUUUUUUAAAAUCAAGAACAACCUUGAGUGAAAAUGCAUAAGAGAAGUAAGACUUACAGAAAUAAAUAAGUAGAUUUAUUUAGCUACAAUGACCAGCAUCUGAAGCUCUGAUAUGUGACAAUACAUUCCAACUCAAUUAGUCUAAAUAUAAGAUUUUCAGUCCUGUAAUAGGUGUCGACAAA
Sebastes umbrosus (honeycomb rockfish) is the source of this 1850-nucleotide messenger RNA. RefSeq names its product GID complex subunit 4 homolog (gene gid4). Lineage: Eukaryota; Metazoa; Chordata; Actinopteri; Perciformes; Sebastidae. The record is from RefSeq and is a predicted model, not a curated record. Gene Ontology annotation, cellular component: GID complex; extrinsic component of membrane. The transcript has 6 exons. The coding region runs from base 118 to 807 and encodes 229 amino acids. Gene Ontology annotation, biological process: protein targeting to vacuole; protein catabolic process in the vacuole; proteasome-mediated ubiquitin-dependent protein catabolic process.